Parascedosporium putredinis is the source of this 1326-nucleotide messenger RNA. The record is from the annotation of a GenBank genome assembly. Lineage: Eukaryota; Fungi; Ascomycota; Sordariomycetes; Microascales; Microascaceae.
AUGAUGUCUUUUUCCACGGUGUCCCGACUCGCCGGCCACAGCGCCAAGCGACUUUGCCUCCGGCCAGCUCGAUCCGUCAUCUCGCGACCCAUCUCUACGACAGCUAUUCGGAGAUAUGCCGAGCCUCACGAUGUUGGCAUCAAGCUUGUCCCCGUAAACGAGAGCUUUUCCAACUCGAAUGACCCCCACGGCGAGCACUUGGAAGCCCAGGCCACAAAGUCGCGCGAAGAGGUCGAGGACCGAAAGAUCCGCCACUACACCGUCAACUUUGGUCCCCAGCAUCCCGCCGCCCACGGCAAGCUGAUCGAGUACAAGUCCUACCUCCAGGCUCUACCCUACUUCGAUCGUCUCGACUACGUUUCCAUGAUGACGAAUGAGCAGUGCUUCUCCCUUGCUGUCGAGAAGCUUCUCAACGUCGAUAUCCCCAUCCGAGCCAAGUAUAUCCGAACCUUGUUUGGCGAGAUUACCCGUGUCCUCAACCAUCUCAUGUCCGUCCUCUCCCACGCUAUGGAUGUCGGUGCUCUUACCCCCUUCUUGUGGGGUUUCGAGGAACGUGAAAAGCUCAUGGAAUUCUACGAGCGCGUCUCUGGUGCGCGUCUUCACGCCGCAUACGUCCGCCCCGGUGGCGUGAGCCAGGAUCUCCCUGAAGGCCUUCUCGACGACAUCUAUCAAUGGGCCACCCAAUUCGGCGACAGAAUCGACGAAACCGAAGAGAUGCUUACUGACAACCGUAUCUGGAAGUCGCGUCUGGAAGGUGUCGGCGUUGUCUCGGCCGCCGAGGCCCUCAACCUCUCUUUCAGCGGUGUCAUGCUUCGAGGAUCCGGCAUUCCCUGGGAUAUUCGCAAGAGCCAACCCUAUGAUGCCUACGACCAGGUCGAGUUCGACGUCCCCGUCGGUGUCAAUGGCGACUGCUACGACCGAUAUCUCUGCCGUAUGGAGGAGUUCCGCCAAUCCUUGAGAAUUAUCCACCAGUGCCUCAACCAGAUGCCCGCCGGUCCCGUUCGUGUCGAGGACUACAAGAUCUCCCCUCCUCCCCGCGCUGCCAUGAAGGAGAACAUGGAGGCCCUCAUUCACCAUUUCCUCCUUUAUACUAAGGGCUACGCCGUUCCUCCCGGCGAAACCUACUCCGUCAUCGAGGCUCCCAAGGGCGAGAUGGGUGUCUACGUAGUAAGCGAUGGUAGCGAGAGGCCCUACCGAUGCCAUAUCAGGGCGCCCGGUUUUGCUCACUUGGGUGGCUUUGAUCACGUAUCAAAGGGUCACUUGUUGGCCGAUGCUGUCGCGGUUAUCGGAACAAUGGAUCUGGUGUUCGGUGAGGUCGAUCGGUAA